Molecule: messenger RNA, 3084 nt
Organism: Periophthalmus magnuspinnatus
Lineage: Eukaryota; Metazoa; Chordata; Actinopteri; Gobiiformes; Gobiidae
Gene: lingo2
Product: leucine rich repeat and Ig domain containing 2
Exons: 2
Coding region: 156-2027 (623 amino acids)
Molecular function (GO): protein binding
Source: RefSeq, a predicted model, not a curated record
CAGUAGUAGUUGUAGUAGUAGUAGAGUCCAUGUGAGAAUAGAACGCGCUCGGAGAUAUCUGCGAGGUAGAGGAGAGGAGAAGGAGAGAUGUGGAGACAUGUCCCGGAGAUAUUUGCGCCUGAUGCCCUGCCAAGUGGAAUGAGACGCCUGGGGAAAUGCAAGCAGAUGCCUGGAACCGUGACAGAAUGGUCGACUGCUUUAGCAAAGUCAUGCUGCACACGGUCGUCUCAUGCUGGCAACCAUUCCUGGGACUCACCCUGGUGGCUGUGUUCGUGGGCUCCACGCUGGGAUGCCCCUCACGCUGCGAGUGCUCCGCCCAAACCAAGGCGGUCGUCUGUCACCGCAAGAGGAUGCCCACCAUACCUGACGGCAUCCCCACAGAAACCAGGAUCCUCGACCUCAGCAAGAACAAGCUGACCAUGAUCAACCCGGAUGACUUCAUGAACUUUCCCGGACUGGAAGAGUUGGACCUCAGUGGGAAUAUUAUCAGUUAUGUAGAACCGGGAGCUUUUAAUGCGUUGUAUAACAUGCACUCCCUCAGUCUGAAGAGCAAUCGAAUCAAGCUCAUUCCAUUGGGCGUCUUUGCGGCACUGACCAAUUUGACCCGGUUGGAUAUAAGCGAUAACAAAAUCGUCAUACUGUUGGAUUACAUGUUCCAGGACUUGCACAAUCUUAAGUUUUUGGAAGUUGGCGACAAUGAUCUGGUCUACAUUUCCCACCGUGCGUUUAGUGGACUCAUGAGUUUGGAGAUUCUUACCUUGGAGCGAUGCAAUUUGACCGUUGUACCGACUGAAGCGCUUUCCCACCUGCACAACCUGGUCAGCCUUCAUCUUCGUUACCUCAGCAUCAGCACUUUGCAUCCCUACUCCUUCAAGAAACUAUUCCGACUGCGGCAUUUGGAGAUCGACAACUGGCCUUCCCUGGAUCAUGUCCCCGUGAAUACAUUGCACGGUCUCAACCUUACCACGUUGUUUAUUACCAACACCAAUUUGUCAUCGUUUCCUUAUCAAGCUUUGAAACACCUUCCAUUUCUGACCCACCUUAACUUAUCUUACAAUCGAAUUCGUCACAUUGAAGGCGGGAUGCUUUCGGAGUUGGUUCGCCUGCGGGAGUUACACCUGGUUGGGGCACAGCUUACCGCGAUAGAACCAUACGCUUUUCAAGGACUGCGUCAACUUAAAGUCCUCAACGUCUCCCAUAAUCGUCUGGACACACUGGAGAAGGGAGUUUUCCAAUCUCCGGAGACCCUUGAAGUCCUUUUGAUCGAUAACAACCCCUUGGUGUGCGAUUGCCGUCUCAUGUGGAUAUUGCAGAAAAGACAUUCUAUUUUCUUCGGAGAAUCACAACCGGAAUGCAGCACGCCUGAAGGAAUCCGAGGACGUCCUUUUAAGGAAUUUAAGGAAACGUUGCUGUCUUACUACGUGACGUGUACCAAGCCAAAAAUCCGCGAGAAUAAAACGCAAACGGUUACGGUUGAUGAAGGCCAGCAAGCUAUCCUACGCUGCAGCGCCGAAGGGACACCACGGCCUGUAGUCUCUUGGCUUUCCCCACGUAGGAGAGUCUUGACGAGUAGGAAUCACGGGAGGGUUACUGUCCACAAUAAUGGCACUCUGGAGAUCAAAUCAGCAGAGAUACAGGAUAGCGGUGUGUACCUUUGCCUAGCAUCCAACACCGCAGGGAAUGACACCCUCAUGGCCUCUUUAGCUGUGAAGAGCCUCGGUUCCUUGUACGCAAACAGGACCCUCUACUACACAGACCCUAGCAACUCCACCGCCAACGCAACCAGCAGUGUCACCUUGGGGUUAGACCUAAAGACUAUUCUGGUGUCGACGGCCAUGGGGUGUUUUACGUUCCUUGGAGUGGUUUUGUUUUGUUUCCUCCUCCUUUUCGUGUGGAGCAGAGGGAAAGGAAAGCAUAAAAAUAACAUUGACGUCGAAUACGUUCCACGUUCGAAGUCCAACGGUACCAAUGUGGAUUCAGCAGAGGGACAAGCCGCCGGGCGUCGAUUCAACAUGAAAAUGAUGUGACUUUAUUUUAUAACUGUGGAUUUUAACAAAGCCCAAAGUACAGUGCAAUGUAUUUUUUUGUUCGAACUGGAUUACUGAACUUCUGGAUGGAAGAAAGUUGAAGGUGAACUUCACGGGAAAGACUUUAUCCUAAAUCGUUGGAUAUUAACAAUACCUUUCGCUCAUGUGGAGAUAUAAAAAUAGCCAGUGAGACAUCCUUUUAAAUAGCUUCUAGGAGGCUAUUUUCGAAUGGAUAAGCAACAAUGGAACUUUUACCGCAAAGAACCUAACGUGAAUAAGUGUCAGUUAUGAGCUUUGAAAUUGAUAUAUUAAAAUUUAUAUGCCCAAAAAAAGAACAUUUUUUGGGCAGGAUCUAUGGACUCGACCAUGUACAGGCAAAAAUUUGUAUCUAACUAUUAACCUACUUUGUUUAGUCUUGCGCCAUGCUUAUUCAACCAACCAAUCAACAGAGCAGACCAUAAAUCCCUAUGUUUAGUACUUUACAUAUGUGUACCUAAUGCUUUAUUAUGUACAUGUACGUGCAACAUUCAAAAUACCUUCAUAGCAAUAUAUGGGAUGCAUUAGCCAAAAUUGGUGAUCAUUGUUGACUUUUCCAACGAUACCGGAAAGGGCUCCUAUGGAUGGUUCUCUGUCCCUAUCUCCCAAUUGACCUAUAGAUAUGAAUAAAUAUAUAUUAUUUAUCAAUGAAAAUAUAGAAAAGGUAAUUUAUAUGUAAAGGAGUUGAGAAUUCUUUUAAAAUCUUGCCAACACUGUUCAGGAUUCGUAUAACUUUUGGAUCUGUAUAACAGUGACCCAUUGCUGGUCGAAGUACCCACACGAAACACCUUCUCGUCCUCUUUUUUUGUCUUUUUGAUUCCUUUGACUGUAUCGUUACUGGUUGGCAAACUACAUGUGUCAAUUUUACUAGUGACAUUUGCAUCAUUUUCCCCCGGUAGGAAAAUUUAACUUUGUUGUGGUAGUUUCUCAUUUUGUUGUUUGAAUCAUUUAGAUUGUGAAAAAAAAAUUCAAAAAAGUUAAAGUUUAAAAAUGUAUGUGAAAUAAAUCGAGAUGUAUUUGU